Molecule: messenger RNA, 3095 nt
Organism: Menidia menidia (Atlantic silverside)
Lineage: Eukaryota; Metazoa; Chordata; Actinopteri; Atheriniformes; Atherinopsidae
Source: the annotation of a GenBank genome assembly
AUGGGGCCCGCAGCGUCACGUGUCGUCACGGCCCGCCCUCAUAAACAACGCAUUCACCUUCAGCUCCGCAGCGUCACGCGGCUCUGCACGGGCGAGGGAGACGUUCACGUUAAGGCCAACCAUAUCCAGACCCUUUUCGUCGAAAGGCAUUUCCUAGUGUCAGCAAGGGAAAUGGACCGAGGCGGCUGCCAGAUGAGUGGAGGCGGCGGCGGCGGUGGUGGCGACGGCAGCGGCAUCGACCGACACGGGAUGAUCACACUGGAGGACCUGGAGUCUUUCUCCGAGGACCAGCUAUCAGACUCGGGCAAUGGCAGUCUCGAAGAGGAAGGAGAAACCAUGGAGGAAGACGAAAAUUCCGACCGACUGCUACAUUACUGGCAGGAGGUAGCAAGGGGACACCAAGUGGAAGUUUCUCAAGAUAUGGCGGAGCCCAUUCAACAGCUAAGCAGCAACAACCAAGGACGCAGCCACAGAGAACACGUCCCUUUUACACUCCUCGCACGCAAGGAGAAGUGUGGGGAGCUGCUGUAUGAGAAACGCCAAUAUGAAAAGGGCCACUGGGCCUGUAUAACCAUGCGUGAGGAAACGUAUGAACAGAGCAUCUGCUAUGGUUUUAUGAGGAUAAUGAGAUACAUCUGUCAGCAGAACUCCGUAGGUGACUACCUUGGCAUGACUCUACCCAUUGUGACAGUGGUACGCACAGAUGAAAACCAUUCCCUGAUCUCCCAUGAUGUCACUGUGGCGUACUACCUCCCUGCUGAGCAUCAGGCCCAGCCUCCACAACCUACCGACAAUGAGAUUGUCUUAGAGGUGUGGCCUGCCACCACCGUCUACACAAGGCCCUUUACUGGUCCAACCAACGAAGUGACCAUCAUGACCCAGAUCAACACCAUGGCCGAGCUGCUAGAGUCUCCAGGUGUGUGUGUCAACGACUCGUUCAUCGUGGCCGGCUAUACCAACCCAGCUCACAGCAACCGUCAGAAUGAGAUCUGGUUCCUGGAGCGACGCUGACAGCAGCGCAGCACCCUGCCACGGACUUUUGAGCCUCACAAACUCUAAACACUGCCCCAGCUCAGCCACAGCCUCAGGUGCAACUUCAUCUUCAGUCCACUUCUCUACCUGAAACGACCACCAGCCCAGCACACUCCACGAGUUUUCAUUUUUAACAGAAGUAGAAAAGACAAAAAAGAAGCUCCACCCUUCUUGUUGUGACUUUUAUUGUGACUUUCCUCCAUGCUCAUUUUGAACGGAUCUGCAUUUAAUUUUAACCCUCUAGAAAAAAAGAGAACCUUUCCACUGCCGCCAUAGUCUCAUGAACACAGAGUAGAUGCUGUGGGGGAGCACUGUUUUCACCCACUGCUCUGAUAUGGAUAGAAACCCUUAUUGAACACGGUGCUCUCUCGUUAAAACACUGAGGUAGUUUUGACGGUUCGCACUCUGUGAACACGUUGUCAGGCUGUCCGAGCAGGUGGAAACAAACUCUCAGUGGACAUGCAGCUUUCCUGUGCUUCGGUUUGUUUGUCGCACAGCCGUAAUGUCUCCUCACAUGAGGUCCAUCAUUCUGAAUUCAGCUCGGUUUGGCUCCACUCGUAAUUUAUCUCUGGAGUUCUUUUUCAAGAUUUGCUGCAGGUUGAAACUUCAGGCUAUACCCAUCGUGGUGCAUAUUUUCUGUCAACAGGAAGUGCAAAGACCAAUAAUCAAGACGCCAGUUUCUGGGCCGCCAGCCCAAUCCAGUCAGUGGGUGUUUUUAGUUGCUGGGGAUGUAGGGCAAGGAAAGGAUGUAUACAGGACGAUUUACAGUCCAGUUCUCAGUACCCACACCAGAGGUAGUGGCCUAGAACAUAGAUAGGUGCAGCACAACAGGUGAUGCUAAUUUAGGAAACAAGCAUCUAUGAACACGUUACGUUCAUGUACUUGCAAAUGAAUGUAAAGCUACGAUGCAUCGCACUUCUACAAACCAAAUGCUGAUUACAAAUCACUGAUUACACUGCUGAAAGACAAUCAAACAGUACAGUAGAUGUUAGAAAUGCUCUACAGAGUGGUGCAAAGUAAUGCAUUCCUCAUGUUUCAACACUUGUUCACACAGUAUUUACCAGUGUACCUCUAUGUCAUGCUUUUUCUACUUGCUACUCUGUGUCAGUGUUAGUUAGCAUUCACUAAUGUACUGCAAACACGACUGCUGCUGAGUAGGGACAAUGCAGACCUAAAAAAAUAAAUAGUGCACAGAGAACAUCGACAGUGGUUGUCGCGUUUAAAUCUCUUUUUUUUUCUAAUGUUGUUAGUUUUAUCAUCGCAGAUGAAGAAUUUAGUAACUCAGACAGGAUGUGUGAUUGUUUAAAUAUACUUUGAACAUAAAUGUAUGAUUGCAAUCCAUCCAAAACAAGGUGGCGAUGCCAGCUACGCCUGGAGUUGACAGCGCUGUUGGGAUUUUCCCCAUACGCACUGCUGGGUUAGCCAGUGAAAUAUAACUGGAAGUUAACAAGGUAAAAUCAUCACUGUGUGAAGAUGUUUACCAGGACAGGAGGGUCUCUGAGACACUUCUUUAAUGUGUGGAAAUUAAUGAUAAGAAAAUUCACCACCAAGUCAAAGAAAGUCCUCAAAUUUUUUCAAGAUAUUUUCCUAAUGUUUUAUUGAGUUGGGAGAUUGUCAACUCAUAAUUUAAAGCAGUUGGAUGACAAAACAACAUCCAAGUCCAAAGAAUAUAUUUUAAAUUAAACAAUAGUCGCUUUGAAGCGUGUAAACGCUUGCAAAGCCAGAACUCUUAGGUUGGUUUUCCCUUUAAAAGCCUGGCAAUUACUUUGUUUCCCCCUCCUUCUUCUUUUCUUUUUUGUAAAUUUUAGUAUUUUGCAAAAGUGUGAUGUACUGUGAAAAUUCAAGUGCAACAAACAAAUGCUACUGUGGUUUUCUUUGUUCAAUAAAAAUGUACUUGUCUCCUGUCUUUUGAAAUGAGCCUGAAUCGCGUUUCCCUGGACCCAUUUACACUACACAUUUUGGCCAUAGAACCACAAACACACCACGGAGCAAAUGAAAAAUGAAGGAAGCAUUUCACCUUUAUGUUCAACGUGACAGCAGAAAUGAGGCUCUGCCGUCUGUUU